AUGGCCCAAGGACCAAGGGCGGCAAGUCCCCAAUCUGAGGUCGAUGUCCUCAUCAUCGGUGCAGGCCCGGCAGGCCUGAUGAUGGCGAACUGGAUGAGUCGGUGUGGGAUCCGGACGAGAAUAGUGGACAAACGAGGCACCAAGAUUUUCAACGGCCAAGCAGACGGACUGCAAUGCCGGACGCUCGAGAUCUUUGACAGCUUCGACUUUGCACACCGGGCUUGGAUCGAGGCAAACCACAUGAUUGAAAUCUGUCUGUGGAAUCCCGACCCGCAGACGGGUGUCAUCCACCGCUCUGACCGCAUCCCGGACACCAUCCCGAACAUCUCGCGCUUCCAGCAGGUGGUCCUCCACCAAGGACGCAUCGAACGGUUCUUCCUCGACUCCAUUGCCGAGCACAGCAAGAGGACACUCCGGGACGUGCCGGGCUGGGAGGAAGGUAUCAAGGUCGAGCACGGCGUCAUGCCCGUGUCGUUUGAGUUUGACGAAAGCCUCGCCGAAGAUAACGACGCCUACCCCAUCACCGUGAAGCUCCGCCAUCUGAGCGAGCAAGAAGCGACCCCCAAGCAGGCCGCCACCAGCGUCAACGGCUCCGGGCUGCAGGACGGGCUGUUCCGCAGCAACCUGUCGCCGGACGACACGCAAGAGCUGCUGGAGAGGUCCAAGGUGCUGCGCGAGAAGGAGGGCCGAGAAGAGACGGUCAAGGCCAAAUACAUGCUUGGGGCCGAUGGCGCCCACAGCUGGGUCCGCAACCAACUCGGCUUCAAACUCCAGGGCGAGUCCACCGACUACAUCUGGGGCGUGCUGGACAUCAUCCCCAUCACCGACUUCCCCGACAUCCGCAUGAGGUGUGCCAUUCACAGCGAGAGCAGCGGCAGUGUCAUGGUGAUCCCGCGAGAGAACAAGCUGGUCAGACUCUACAUCCAGCUGACGACGAUGGAGAACGCGGGGGGUGGCCAGAGGGCGGACCGCAGCAAGAUCAAUCCCGACACCAUCCUGGCCAGUGCCCAGAGGAUCAUGAAGCCGUACAAGAUCGACUAUCGCUACUGCGACUGGUGGACGGCCUACCAGAUCGGACAGCGUGUCGGGGACAGCUUCAGUCUGAAGGAGAGGGUCUUUUUGGCGGGUGACGCCGUGCACACUCACAGUCCCAAGGCCGGUCAAGGCAUGAAUGUCAGUAUGCAAGAUGCCUUCAACCUCGGAUGGAAGGUCGCCAGCGUCGUCAAGGGCACCAGCAACCGGUCGAUCCUCAAGACGUACCAGUCGGAGCGGCGACGAAUCGCACAGGACCUGAUCGACUUCGACCACCGGUUCUCGCGGCUGUUCUCGGGGCGGCCGGCCAAGGACGUGCUGGACGAGGAGGGCAUCUCGAUGGACGAGUUCAAGAACGCGUUCGUCAAGGGCAACCUGUUCGCCAGCGGCGUGGCCGUCGACUACGGCGCGAGCGUCAUCGUGGCCAAGUCCGGCGACAGCACCGAGCAGGGCGACGGCACCGAGGUGCUCGGCGAGGAGCGGCUGCGCGUCAUCAGCACGCAGGACCGGGCCGUGGAGAUCAAGGUCGGCAUGCGCAUGCCGUCGUUCAAGGUGCUCAACCAGGCCGACGCACGGCCGUGGCACUUCCAGGAGCUGCUGAAGAGCAACGGCACGUGGCGCGUGGUGGUGUUUGCGGGGGACAUCGUGGCCGACCCGGGCCAGCGGGCGCGGCUGGACCGGCUGGGAGAUCAGCUGGGGGCCCCGACGUCGUUCCUGAAGCGAUUCACGCCGCCGGGGGCGCGCUACGACUCGGUCAUCGAGGUGCUGACGGUGCACGCGUCCAAGCGGCCGGACGUGACCAUCUUCGACUUCCCCGAGGUGUUCCGGCCCUGGGACGCGCGCGACGGCUGGGACUACUGGAAGAUCCACGCCGACGACGUCAGCUACCACGAGGGCUUCGGCGACGCCUACACGCACUACGGUGUCGACCGCGCCCGCGGCUGCGCCGUCAUCCUCCGCCCGGACCAGUAUGUCAGCUGGGUGGGCGACAUGGACGACUACGACAGCAUGGACAAGUUCUUUAGUGGGUUUAUGGUUGAGCAGGGGAAGAAACAAGGUCAACAACAACAACAAGACGCAUUGAAGACAAGGACCUCGGAGGAGAAGGAGGGGACCAGCAAGGCUUCUUCACUCAAGGACGUAGCAGACGGGACGGUUAUCCAGGCGACGGAUGGCGCCGUGGCCGGUAUGGCGGCAGCAUGA
This is a messenger RNA of Fonsecaea erecta, 2235 nucleotides long. RefSeq lists its product as hypothetical. The coding region runs from base 1 to 2235 and encodes 744 amino acids. The transcript is spliced from 4 exons. Gene Ontology annotation, molecular function: FAD binding. The record is from RefSeq and is a predicted model, not a curated record. Lineage: Eukaryota; Fungi; Ascomycota; Eurotiomycetes; Chaetothyriales; Herpotrichiellaceae.